AUGCUUCGCUUUACUCUCCUCUCCAUCUUCAUAGCAUCCUCAUCUGCCUUCCUCUUCCCAAUGGCUGGAGCUUGUGGAUGCGGCGCUCCUCCCCCACCACCUCCACCAAUGUGUUGUGCUCCACCACCACCUCCAGUAUGUGCUCCACCACUUCCACCUCCACCACCACCACCAAUGUGUGGAUGUGGGUGCGGUAGGAAGAAGAGAUCAGUUGAAGGAGAGCCAGCUGUGGAGGGAAUUAUCAAUAUGGAUAGUAUUUUGGAGUGUAACAAUCAGGAUUUGAAGGGUAUCUUAGAGAAGAACAUGAAAACCACUCCAUCUGAUUCUCUACUCUCCGUCCGUUCAUCUCUCAAUUCUGAUGAAUACUUUGUCAUGUGCACUCACGGAUUGACCGCCUAUUCCGCACCAGCUGGAACCAAAAACUGUGCUGUUCCAAAGAAAAUCAUUUCUGUCAAGUUUUCUCAUUGA
Messenger RNA from Caenorhabditis briggsae, 468 nucleotides. It is a transcript of the gene Cbr-grl-22, whose product is annotated as Protein CBR-GRL-22. The record is from RefSeq and is a predicted model, not a curated record. The transcript is spliced from 3 exons. Bases 1 to 468 code for a protein of 155 amino acids. NCBI's taxonomy places the organism in Eukaryota, Metazoa, Nematoda, Chromadorea, Rhabditida, Rhabditidae.